ACCCGAGAAUUCCUCUCCAUUGUCUCCCCUUGCCCCCUUCACAGGGCUUCGUCCAGUCUUCACUCUUCACUCACUCUCCUCCCCAAAUUAAAACCCUACAUUGGAUCGCAGCGGUAUCUGUAAUCCAUCCUCCCAAUUUCACUUAUUAUCUAUCAUGGCGCAAUCUGAAACCCUAGAUUUAUCUUCACCUUCUUCGUCUUCACCAGAUCCGCAGCUGUCUCGGAGCUCGUCGUCAAGUCGGCUUAACGCGCAGGCUCCGGAAUUCGUGCCGACUCGGUCGGCUACUCAGUCUCCUCAGCAGCAACAGCAGCAGCAGCAGCAGCAGCAGCAGCAGCCGCCGCCGCCGCCUCAGCAUAGGAUUAUCAUACCUCCUCCUCCUCCGCCUGCUAUGCUGCACGUCUAUUCCCCUCCUCCGUUUCAUGUUCCGGUUCAUAGUCCCGUCCCGAUGCCGCCUCAUAUGGUUCCUGUCCACCAUCACGUGCCUGUUAGAAAUCAUCAGAACCAUCACCAUCAGUAUUAUGGUGGAGAGCAGGAUGGUGAGGUAGGGAAGAAGGAUCAUAAGGAUCAGAAAGAUCACAGUGCAUCAUCCAAGAAUGGAUUGUCUGAGGAGGCUGUGCAGAAGAUUUUGAAUCAGGUGGAAUACUAUUUCAGUGAUUUAAACUUGGCCACCACUGAUCAUCUAAUAAGGUUCAUCCACAAGGAUCCUGAAGGAUAUGUACCAAUAACUGUCGUUGCAUCGUUUAAGAAGAUUAAAGCCUACACAAGCAACCAUUCCCAGCUUGCUACUGUUUUGCGUAACUCAUCGAAGCUUGUUGUUAGUGAAGAUGGAAAGAAAGUAAGACGCCUGCAUCCCCUAACUGAGUCAGAUAUUGAAGAGUUGCAAUCUCGUAUAAUUGUUGCCGAAAAUUUGCCUGAGGAUCAUUGCCAUCAGAACCUUAUGAAGAUUUUCUCUGCUGUUGGGAGUGUGAAGACAAUCCGGACCUGUCCACCUCAACCUUCUGGCAGUGGGGCAUCUUCAGCAAGUAGAUCAGGAAAGACUGAUGGCAUGCAUUUCAGUAACAAGUUGCAUGCAUUUGUGGAGUAUGAAUCUGUUGAGCUGGCUGAGAAGGCUGUUGCAGAGCUAAAUGAUGAGAGAAACUGGAGGAGUGGCCUUAGAGUCCGAUUGAUGCUUAAACGUUCUACAAAACCUGCUCAUGCAAGAGGGAAAAAGGGCCAUGAUGGCGAGGGGAAUUAUGAAGAAGAUGAUACUUCCACAUCUGAGCAGCUGCCAAGUGAGAAACAAUCUGAAGAUCAUUCUCAGUUAUCUGAUGUAAAUACACAUGAGCACUCAGGAGAGGAACAUGCCAAUGAUAAAGAGGGUGGGCAGAGAAAAGGGCGAAACAGAGUCCGGGGCAAGGGACGUGGGCGGGCUCAGUAUCAUCAGAAUAACCAUCAUAACGGCCGUGGAAACAAUCUGGGUGCUUCCCCUUCAAAUAAUGUGGUCAGCAAUGAGCAGGCAACCAUAGCAAAGCAACCCCCUGGUCCUCGUAUGCCAGACGGAACAAGAGGAUUUGCCAUGGGCCGGGGGAAGCCAGUUGUUGUUAAUACAGCAGCCUAACUAUAAAUUCUUAUGAAUGAGCCAAGAUAUACUCGGCCGGGGAGAUGUAUCUGUUAUGUGGCAUUUGAUGGCAGGGUUUUAGGAGGGCUGUCCAUAUAUAUAGUAGGUAUUAGGGAGUGAAGUGACCAGAGUCCUAUAUUUAUUCAAGUAAUGCUGGUAUGGACGAUGCAAAAACAUUUUCAUAAUUUUGCUUUUCCCUUUAAUUUUUAGCACGAACUUAUGUAGAAACGCAAGAACGGAACCCUAGUGCGGGUAACCAAUAUCAAUUGAAAAAAUGAGAGUGGAAAUGCAAUAAAAUGGUUACCACUUA
This is a messenger RNA of Rubroshorea leprosula, 1907 nucleotides long. Lineage: Eukaryota; Viridiplantae; Streptophyta; Magnoliopsida; Malvales; Dipterocarpaceae. The record is from the annotation of a GenBank genome assembly.